Messenger RNA from Mesoplodon densirostris (Blainville's beaked whale), 3563 nucleotides. It is a transcript of the gene MAB21L3, whose product is annotated as mab-21 like 3. The record is from RefSeq and is a predicted model, not a curated record. NCBI's taxonomy places the organism in Eukaryota, Metazoa, Chordata, Mammalia, Artiodactyla, Ziphiidae. The transcript is spliced from 12 exons. The coding region runs from base 880 to 1968 and encodes 362 amino acids.
GAGGAAGGACUAUAAAAUCAAUUUCCUCUAGCCCUGGACGGCAGAUCUUCUCUCUUUCCCUUUUGGAACCAGCUUGGAAGGCAGGAGAAGGAGACAGCAGCAGCGGAAUGGUAGGAAAUAGGCUUAUGCUCCUGGAGAAAUCAAGGUUUAUCAGCGUGUCCAAUCAGCCAGAGAUCUGCUGAGCACUCAGGAGAGUGCUGAGAGGUGGAAGACACAGUCCCGGACAUCAGAGAGCACAAAAUCUCAUUAAAGCACAAGGCUUUCUUCACGCCCAGUGUUUUCCUGGUGAUGUCAACUGAAAAAUAUGCCAGCCUCACAUGACUCUGAACAGAGGGAAGGGAGUUGCACCCUGAGUUAAGGAAAAGUUUCAGAUGAAAAUAUAACUCUGUUUACCAGCAUUGGGCCAUUUGAGUGAGGAAGAUCCAAAAUGACAUUCCAGCGCACAGAAAUGCUCCUCAGUUGGACCUGUUCAUUGCUUUCCCCGCUCACAUCUGGCGAGUGUCACUGGACCCUAGCACGAGAGAAUAAUGCCACUUUCAGCAUUUUGAUCAGCUGCAGUACUGGAGCAAUUGAGAUGGUGCCAAGUUCGGGAAGCUAUGCGAAUGCUGUGGUUACAGAAUGCAGAGCAGCCUGGGCGCCCAACAUGGUUGCUGAGCACCCAGAGGAUGCACUCAGAGAAGAUGAAAGGUGGAUGCUCACAAUUUGGAAAUGAGAGCUUGAAUGAAGAAUUGAGAAGGCAAGUCUGUGGUCCACAUACACAUUCCCAGAGAAAGUCAGCACCCAGAGAUUAGUAUCACUGAGAAAUCUACGCACAAGUGCUCUCUCUGCUGAGAGACAAACCAAGACGUUGCUGCUCUGCUCAGCGUAGACCAAGAAGACAUGAAAUCCCUAAUGGAAGGAAACUUAGAAGAUUGCCUGCUGAAUAAGGUGGACUUGAGGCGCCAGUGGAUUUCCCAGAUGGUGGAAGAGGUGCAGAAAAUUGUCCAUCAUCUGACCACAGAAAUCAGCUACCAAGACAUUCGAUUUCAAGCCGUCCUUUACUCUGACACGUACAAUGAGAACAUUAAGGUUUUGGCCCCCACCCAGCUCCUCAUCACAGUCCCGAUGAGAGGCCUGGCCGGGUACAGGGAGGCCCGGCAGCAGCGCUGGCGCUACUACACCCUGCAGGGCGCCCGGCUGCCCUGCCCCCUGCGGGACCCAGAGGGCCUGCAGCAGUGGCUGGAGGUGGAGCAGUUUCUGAAGAGCCUGUGGCAGUGGCAUGAGGCAGAUGUGAACAUUGAUGGAGACAUUGUGCCCGCCAAGGUCCUCCAGGUGUUCCGGAAACUGGUCGAAAACGCAAUUGAAACCUGUCACCUGUCAGGUAAGGUCAGCAUGCUAAUGGACCGCCCUGCAGUUCGAGUUGCCGUGGAAACCUCCACAGGUCGGGUGGAACUAGAGCUGACCCCCUCAGUGGAGAUCCCCACCGCCUGGUCCAAGAAAGCCCGGUGGCCUUCGUGUCUGAAGCGCUGGCCUUCUGCAGAGAGAGUGCAGUGCAUCAAGUCAUUUGGGUUUAGCUUGUUGGCCUGUUCAAACUAUCACUGGCAGCUGAGCUUCUUGCGGGCUGAACAUUUGCUGCUGGAGCAGCUGGAUGAAGACGGGGGCUGCCGCAGGAAGUGUCUUCAGGCCAUGAGGCAGAUGAAGGAGGACGUCUGGUGUCCAGGGAAAAGACCUGUGAUCACAUCCUACCACCUUCAGACAGUGCUCUUCUGGACUUGUGAGAAGUAUCCCCACCCAAAGGACUGGCGGGUCUUCAGCAGAGCGUUCGUGCGCCUGGUGAGGAAGCUGCACAAGUGCGUGAGCCAGCGCUUUCUGAAACACUACUUCGUGCGGAAGAGCAACCUCCUGCGGUAUGCCAAUUCAGGCGAGCUGGGGGCCCUGGCCCAGAAGCUGGCCUUCUUCCUGAAGAACCCCCAGAUCAGCCUGCCCUGAUGCUGCCCUGCGUGGGAUGCUCUUGGACAUUUCAUUCAAGCUUGACCUCACUCUCUGUGGAUCGUUCCUCAGUCAGAGGCCAGGAUCCUGCCCAGGAGAGAAGCAACGGAUGGCAGAGGAAAAUUCCAUCAACCCAGCAGCACUUCAGGGGGGAAAACUGUGCCCCAAGAUGUCUGGUCCAGGCCUCCCUGCAGCCAAGCAAGCAUUUCUGCCCCCACUAGCUACCUCUUUGGGAGACAGCUCUCAUCAAGCUUCCCCGAGCCAUAGUUUCCGAACUGAUGGCAGUUCUGAAUUUAUUUUCCCUUGCUCAGGCUCUGGUUGUCUGUCAGGGAGGAUGUAGAGAGAACCCCCGGAAGGCCAGGCGUCAGCCUGCUGCCCACGAGUGGUUCUCCAGCCCACUGACCACGGGCUCAUUAUUUUUCCAUUUGUAAAAUGGGACUGUUGAUAUGCCUCCCUCAGAGCAGGGCUGCGAGCUUACGGACUGUGCUGCUGCCCUUUCAAGGGGAAGGUGCUGGAUCAACACAAAGUGUUACUCGUUGGUUUAGUGGCUGGUGUUUGCAUUCAGGAUCAGUAUCUACACCACUGAUUAAAUGAUUACGUCUGAUGGGUUAGCAUGCCUGUGUUGCCCGUGUGCCCUCCAGUUCUCCUAAACUGUGGUUCAGGCUUGUGGAUCUGCCUGCUUCCCUGGUGUUCUCUAAGAAGGGAGGAGUGGUUUUGAUGACUGGUGCAGUCAAAGAUGAGAGUGCAGCAACCCCAGUGACUGCGCUUCCUUGCUUCCCAUGCCGUGGGUCAGGGAUGAGACAUCCUUCUAUUUAUGGAAUGAACUUGGUACUGUGAUCUGCAUUGAAUGACUUUGGUGUCACUCACCUCUCAGUUCCUUCCUUUGCUCACUUAGUGGUUCACUUCCUCAUUCAUUGAUAAAUAUAUACGCAUUAGGUACUGGGGAUGCAGCAAAAGCAAGAUGGACAAGGACUUACCUGAUGCAGAUGAUGCCUAAUGGUAAAGACAGGAAAUGAACAACAGAUAUACACACUUGAUUGUUACAAGUUGUAGCAAGUGGCCUGAAGAAAAUAAACAGAAUAUUGAAAGAGAGCCACAGAGAGAUCCUUGAAGGAUGAAAAUGCAAACAGCUGAAAGGGAAGAAAAGAGGGCCAAGGGCAGACUUAGAGGGGCUGGCAUGAGCCAGAUCACUUGGCCUUGUAAACCUGGUAAGGAAUUUGUAUUUUACCUUAAAAUCAGAUGUGUGAUAUUUGACCUCUCCAGAAGCAGAAGGGUAUUAUGAUUUGAUUUGCAUUUUAAAUGCCCAUUCUGGCAACUGUGUAAAGGGGGUCUGCAGACCCACACGAGGAUGGGGACACUGAAGGCCCUUGAGCCCACUCAUUUUGAAUUUCACUGAGGUCCUCAAGGCCACACAUCCUGUGACACACACACACCAGGAAUUCUAGGAGCUCUCGGGAGAUCCAUAGUUUCUUCUGGCACUUAUUUACGCUUCUCAAUUCAAGGGAAUCCUUUAUUACUUAGAACAUUUUCCCCAGAUAAAUAAUUUCUAAAAGCAAGAACUGCUGAUUCUUUUUAAAAUAAAAGUCACAUAUGAA